Messenger RNA from Aplysia californica (California sea hare), 1922 nucleotides. RefSeq names its product vegetative cell wall protein gp1. The transcript is spliced from 6 exons. The record is from RefSeq and is a predicted model, not a curated record. Lineage: Eukaryota; Metazoa; Mollusca; Gastropoda; Aplysiida; Aplysiidae. Bases 255 to 1922 code for a protein of 555 amino acids.
UUCUAAAAUGUGAAGAAAACAACCUCGGGGGUAUAAAAUGACCCCAGGGCGUACGGGUAGGGUUAAGUGACCAAAGUACCGCGUAAAAUAGCUACAGCAAAACGUCGUGAAACAAAAAGCCACCAGAAGAUGCAGGGUUGUAAAGAGAGUUUCACUCACGCACCGUAUGUUUUUCUUUUGCAGGUCGGCCUGAAGCUGGCCGAGACCAGCCCCCUGUGGUACCUGCAAUUCCUGUGGGACAGGCCGGUCAGGCAAUGCCUGUAGGACAGGCGGGUCCUGCAAUGCCUGUAGGACAGGCCGGUCAGGCAAUGCCUGUGGGACAGGCCGGUCCGGCAAUGCCUGUGGGACAGGCGGGUCCGUCAAUGCCUGUGGGACAGGCCGGUCCAGCAAUGCCUGUAGGACAGGCAGGUCCUGCAAUGCCGGUGUUGCAAGCGCAACCAAUGGAAGUGGACCCACGCCCUGCCCGUCCUGAGCUUGCAAUGCCGGCGUUGCAGGCUCAACAACCACUGGCAGCAAACGACCUUGGACAAUGCCAGGAACUUACCUUAGUUAGCGGACGCCGUCGACUGUGCAAACGGAGGCGGCGUCUAUCGCAGCCCUAUUGCAGGCAGCACAGGCGACAAGAUGAGCUCCGUGCUCCAGCACAGGAAGUAGCGGCCCUGGAGGUCGUGGUCGAUCCUGCACCUCUUCCUGUACCUGCUGCCUUACCUUUGCCUGUCCAUCCUGUACCUGCUGCCUUACCUUUGCCUGUCAAUCCUGUACCUGCUGCCUUACCUUUGCCUGUCAAUCCUGUACCUGCUGCCUUACCUUUGCCUGUCAAUCCUGUACCUGCUGCCUUACCUUUGCCUGUCGAUCCUGUACCUGGUGCAGGUGACCUUCCUGUCGAUCCUGCACCUGGUGCAGGUGACCUUCCUGUUGAUCCUGCACCUGGUGCAGGUGAUCUGCCUCUUCUUCCCUUUCCUCUGCCUGUCAAUCCUGCACCUGUUGCAGGUCAUCUGCCUCUUCUUCCCUUUCCUCUUCCUGUCAAUCCUGCACCUGCUGCAGGUCAUCUGCCUCUUCUUCCCUUUCCUCUUCCUGUCAAUCCUGCACCUGUUGCAGGUCAUCUGCCUCUUCUUCCCUUUCCUCUGCCUGUCAAUCCUGCACCUGUUGCAGGUCAUCUGCCUCUUCUUCCCUUUCCUCUUCCUGUCAAUCCUGCACCUGCUGCAGGUCAUCUGCCUCUUCUUCCCUUUCCUCUUCCUGUCAAUCCUGCACCUGUUGCAGGUCAUCUGCCUCUUCUUCCCUUUCCUCUGCCUGUCAAUCCUGCACCUGUUGCAGGUCAUCUGCCUCUUCUUCCCUUUCCUCUUCCUGUCAAUCCUGCACCUGCUGCAGGUCAUCUGCCUCUUCUUCCCUUUCCUCUGCCUGUCCGUCAUCUUCCUCUUGCAGUAGACUACGCACCUCCAGGUGUCGUCUACGCUCCCCCUGUCUGGCCAGGACGAGAUCAACUGCCAAGGAUGUUUCCCGUGCUCGUUGCUGCACCAGCUGCCUGGCAUCCACACGCUCCACCACCUAAUGGGCCCUUCAACUUCUUUGUCAUCAACCUGACAGCCAGGGACAUGAUGGACUUCCUCGGGCAGCAGCAGGGACGGGGAGCGUUUGUGCCAGCACAAAGGAGGAACUUUGCUGAAGCAGACAGGAGACUGCAUCUCCCUCCUGUCCCUCCUCUCCCUCUCCCUCCUCCCCCUGCUGCUGCUGCUCAGUCAGUGUUCAAGCGUAUGUGGAUCGCAGCUGCAGAGAAACUUGUGCGGUGUCGCAGUCAGACACGCGAGAGAUGCACGGGGCUCUUUACACGGGAAGAAAUGGAGGUUGAAGAAGAAGAGGAAGAAGAGGAACAGGAGAAAGAGCAGGAACAGGAGGAAGAGCAGGAACAAGACUCAGAUUUGUAA